UUUAUCUGUAGGAGUGUGCACUGUACAGUCCAUUUUCCAAUUUGACUCAUUUACUAAUUUUGUUCCUUCUUUCUGCUUCUGCUUGAUUUCUAUGGUUGUCUCAAAGUAACGACCGAUUUGACAGUAAGUUCAGAGGAGGGUGAAGGACCAAAGGAACCAUGACUGGCUAUCUGUUCUUCAACGAUCAACUAUCAAAGCGUACGUCGAUUUUCGGUCUCCGUUUGUGGGUUGUGCUUGGUAUAUGCGUAGGAGCAGCCAUCGUUCUCAUACUUUUCCUUAUAUCUCUCUGGUUCACGUCCAGACGCAAGAGCUCUUCUCCUUCUCCCGCUUCCAAGUCAGUUAAGAAGGCCUCUCAGAAUCCCACCAUCCCAAACAUCUCUAAAGAAAUCCAAGAAGUUCGAGUCGACCCUUCCCGGAAACCAGCUCACCCCCACCCGGACCCCAACACUAAUGCCUACCACCACGCUUCUAACCCCGACCCAUUGCCGGAAUCGGAGCCGUUAUGCAGAGCUCAACCCCUGCUUAUUCAGCAAGAGGAAGAGAGCCUGGUGGGUGGCCGGAACAGAAUUCACAUAGAAAUCGGGAAAGAUCACCGGAUUUCGUACCCGGAGCGGGGUGGAGGGUCUUCUCAUUGCAGUGGAGAGGCUCGGUCCGGCGACCAGGCGAUGAUUGUGGCCCCGGAGGUCUCGCAUUUGGGCUGGGGGCACUGGUACACGCUCAGAGAGCUUGAAGUCUCCACCAAUGGGUUUGCUGACGAGAAUGUGAUUGGUGAGGGUGGGUAUGGGAUUGUGUACCGGGGUGUGUUGGAGGAUAAUAACAUGGUUGCUGUCAAGAAUUUGCUCAAUAACAGGGGACAAGCUGAGAAGGAGUUCAAGGUUGAAGUUGAAGCAAUUGGACGUGUUCGGCAUAAGAAUUUAGUGAGGUUGCUCGGUUAUUGUGCUGAAGGAGCUCAUAGGAUGCUUGUCUAUGAGUAUGUUGACAAUGGAAACCUAGAACAAUGGAUUCAUGGGGAUGUUGGGCCUUGCAGCCCUCUUACUUGGGAGGUUCGAAUGAAUAUAAUACUUGGAACUGCAAAAGGGUUGACAUACCUGCACGAGGGCCUGGAACCAAAGGUAGUUCACCGUGAUAUAAAGUCGAGCAAUAUUUUGCUUGAUAAGCAGUGGAAUCCAAAGGUGUCUGACUUUGGCCUAGCAAAGCUCUUGGGCUCAGAAAUGAGUUAUGUGACGACUCGUGUGAUGGGAACAUUUGGAUAUGUGGCUCCAGAAUAUGCCAGUACUGGCAUGUUGAAUGAAAGAAGUGAUGUAUAUAGUUUUGGUAUUCUUCUUAUGGAGAUAAUCUCAGGAAGAAACCCAGUAGAUUAUAGCCGCCCUGCUGGAGAGGUCAACCUAGUUGAGUGGAUUAAAACUAUGGUUACGAAUCGAAAUACUGAGGGGGUUUUGGAUCCUAGAUUACCAGAGAAACCUUCAUCAAGGGCACUGAAGCGAGCUCUGUUAGUAGCUUUGCGCUGUGUGGAUCCAAAUGCUCAAAAGAGGCCAAAGAUGGGGCAUGUGAUACAUAUGCUCGAAGCUGACGAGUUCCCCUUCCGCGAUGACCGUAGAGCUGGACGGGUUCAGCAUGAUGGUAUUAUGAGGGACACGUUGAUGGAGAAGCAAGUAAAUGAAUCUGGUGACAGUAGUGGAUAUGAAAGUGGUGCUCAAAUCAAUAGAUCUUCGUGGAGAAAGCAGGGACCCGAAGAGCAAUAGCUUCUCCCUAAUAAUGUAAAAGGUGAAAUGACAUACCUUUUCUUUUUCUUUGCCUCUUUAUUUCCUUCCAGAACUGGAUUGUGCAGUAUCAUUUACUUUGCCAGCAUGUCAUUCGUCUAAUAUGAAUUUAGUUUGUAGAUUCCAUAUCAUAUUGUACCAUACACUUUAUACCUAUUGAAUUAAUUAGUGUCUGAAACACAAUUUGUCCUGAUGCCAUCCGA
Messenger RNA from Juglans regia (Persian walnut), 1963 nucleotides. RefSeq names its product probable serine/threonine-protein kinase At1g01540. Gene Ontology annotation, biological process: protein phosphorylation. The transcript has 7 exons. The coding region runs from base 159 to 1742 and encodes 527 amino acids. Gene Ontology annotation, molecular function: ATP binding; protein kinase activity. NCBI's taxonomy places the organism in Eukaryota, Viridiplantae, Streptophyta, Magnoliopsida, Fagales, Juglandaceae. The record is from RefSeq and is a predicted model, not a curated record.